AUGCUCAAAGCUCGAGCACUCCAUGCAUCCCUCCUUAAAGCAGGCCUCCAAAACCAUGUCUAUAGCUGCAACCUUCUUCUCCAAGCCUACUCCGAAUGCGGCGCUCUCUCUGACGCAAACAAGCUCCUUCACCAUAUGCCUCAACCCAACCCCGUUUCUUACAACACCCUCUUAUCAGGUUACAUCAAAUCUCAGCGAAUCGAUGAAGCCCUUAAACUCUUCUCCGCCACACCUCAACCUGACUCUAGAUCAUGGAAUAUCAUCAUAUCGGGUUAUAUCCAAAACCAGAGAAUAAAGGAAGCCAUUACCCAUUUCGUCCAAAUGCAUUGUAGCUCCGCUAGGCCUGAUAAUUUCACUUUUACGAUUGUAAUCCCAUGUUGUGAUGUGGAUAUUGGGCGGCAAAUUCAUGCUGAGAUUGUUGAGUUUGGUUGGUAUUCGGAUGUUUUUGUUGGCACUAAUCUUUUUAGAAUGUAUGCAGAUGCGGGAGAAAUGGAGAAUGCAAAGAAAGUGUUUGAUGAAAUGCCUAAUAGAGAUUUGGUCUCAUGGAAUGCUUUGCUUUUCAGUUAUUAUAAACUUGGAAUAAGUGAGAUUAGUUUAAAACUGUUUCAACAACUUAUUAGAGAUGGGGUUCAAGCCGAUGAGUUUACUUAUGCGAUAGUUUUGAAUGAAUUUGCAUCUAGCUUGCGAGUUUUUGAAGCAAGACAGGUGCAUUCAUUGAUUAUUCAAUCUGGGUUUUGUUCUGAUCGCUUCACUAACAAUGCAUUGGUGAACCUGUACUCUAAGUGUGGAUUUAUUGCUUCUGCUGCCCGGUUAUUUGGGGAGAUGCCUGUGCAAGAUGUGGUUUCUUGGACUGCGAUGAUUGUUGGGCUUUCACAAAGUGGACAUGAAGAGAACGCGAUAUCAUUGUUUGAUCAGAUGCGAUUGGCUGAUGUGAAGCCAAAUUCUUUCACCUUUGGUGGCAUACUUAGUGCUUGUGCAAGCGCUAAUGCAUUUGAAAGGGGAAGAAAAUUUCACUGCCUAGUUAUGAUGUUUGGUUUGGAUACAGAUAUGGUUGUGGGAAGUGCAAUUGUAGAUAUGUAUUUGAAAUGUGGGGAGUUGGAUGAUGCAUUGAGGGUCUUUCGAAGCUUGGCUGUAAUGGAUAUCGUUUCGUGGAAUGGAAUGAUAUGUGGAUAUGCACAGAAUGGUGAAGGUAAGAAAGCUUUAGACCUAUUUCAUGAGAUGGUGCAAUCCAGAUCAAUAGCCAUUGUGCCAAACCAUGUCACCUUCAUUGGUGUUUUAAGUGCAUGUAGCCACAAUGGUUUGGUGAAUGAGGGUCGCUACUACUUCAAUGACAUGGUUCACAGAUAUUCGAUCAAGCCUACAGUAGAGCAUUAUACAUGUAUGGUUGAUAUAUUGGCAAGGGCUGGACUGUUAGAAGAGGCUGAAUCUCUUAUUCUGACCUUGCCCUUCAAGGCUGAUUCUGUAAUAUGGGGUGCAUUGCUUGGAGCUUGUAGAUUACAUGGGAACACAGAGAUGGCAAGACGAGUUGCAGAGCGCCUAUAUGUGGAUGAACCCGAGAAUUCUUCAAAUUAUGUGCUUCUUGCCCAUGCAUAUACAGCCAUUGGGGAGUGGAAUGAUGCAUUGGAAGUUAGGAAAGUUAUGGAUGCAACAGGAGCUCAAAAGAUGAUUGGUUGUAGUUGGAUUGAGAUUCGCAAUAGUGUGCAUUCCUUUGUUGCGGGUGAUAAGAAUCAUCCACAAAUUGGAUUGGUUUAUGAGGUUCUAUGGCGAUUAUGUCAGCAAAUGGAGGAAGGGGAUGUGAGAUUAUGA
Telopea speciosissima is the source of this 1806-nucleotide messenger RNA. RefSeq names its product pentatricopeptide repeat-containing protein At2g13600-like. The transcript has a single exon. The record is from RefSeq and is a predicted model, not a curated record. Gene Ontology annotation, biological process: RNA modification. The coding region runs from base 1 to 1806 and encodes 601 amino acids. Gene Ontology annotation, molecular function: RNA binding; protein binding. Lineage: Eukaryota; Viridiplantae; Streptophyta; Magnoliopsida; Proteales; Proteaceae.